AGGGGGCUGCGGGGAAGAUGGCGAGUCUGCUCCCUACUGCAGCUUCUUCUCCCGCCAGCGCCCCAUCCCGUAGCAAGAAACGCCCGGCGAGCCCUGGCAGUGGCAGCGGCCCUGCCAAGAAAAAGAAAGCGGCAGCGCUGGGCGGCUCUCAGGGUACAGGUGGAGAGACCAUGAAUGAAAAUAAAUUUCUGAACACAGAUUCCAGCACAGGAUCAGUAGAACCAACUGGCAAGCCAUUACCAUUUAAGGAUCCAAACUUCAUUCACUCCAGCAUCGGUGGAGCAGCAGCUGGCAAGAAAAACAGAACUUGGAGGAACCUAAAACAAAUUCUUGCUUCUGAAAGGGCAUUGCCAUGGCAACUAAAUGAUCCUAGCUAUUUUAAUAUUGAUGCUCCUCCUUCCUUUAAGCCUGCCAAGAAAUAUUCAGACAUUUCAGGACUUCCAGCAAACUAUACAGAUCCUCAGAGCAAACUGAGAUUUAGUACUAUUGAAGAAUUUGCCUAUAUUCGGAUGCUCCCUUCAGAUGUGGUUACAGGAUACCUUGCUCUAAGGAAAGCAACAAGUAUUGUUUCCUAAAGGGACCAAAUGCAGUUGUAUUUCACUUGUGAACAGUACUAGUACUUGAAUCAUGA
This is a messenger RNA of Tinamus guttatus (white-throated tinamou), 631 nucleotides long. RefSeq names its product INO80 complex subunit C (gene INO80C). Gene Ontology annotation, biological process: chromatin remodeling. The record is from RefSeq and is a predicted model, not a curated record. Lineage: Eukaryota; Metazoa; Chordata; Aves; Tinamiformes; Tinamidae. Gene Ontology annotation, cellular component: Ino80 complex.